CGAUAAGAGGGUUUAUUCAAGCAUGAAUUCGUGAUAUUUGCGUCGUUAAAGGGUUUAGUGUCUUUUCUAAGUUGAAGGAAACAUACGUGCCUUAUUAGCGACAGAUUUACGAACGAAUGAAACGCGAAUGGCUGGAAGUGAUUUUAGACUUCCGUUUUUACCGGGCUAUUCCUCCAGUCCUGCACUAAGUAAGAGAAAUACACCAGAAGUCAUUUUCUAUCCUACGUGCGUUUCAACGCAAUCGGCGUAUUCUAAAUAUUUAUUCGAAAAUGAUAUAUUUAAAGGUAAGAGUUUACCCAUAUUGAGGUUUUAUGCUUCUUUCGACGAUCGAGGGGAGCCAGCGAUGGACCACAUGAAGUUUAGAGAGUGUCAUGUGCUUUAUUUUGUAGAGGAUGGAACAAUGAAGGUUUUCGAGCCUAGACAAAGAAAUACAGGAUUUUUGCAAGGAUGCAUUUUGAACAGAAACAGGAUGCCUAAGCCUGAAGGUGGAUAUUAUGCACUUGAAGAUCUAAAUGUGGGAGAAACCCUAGUCUUAUUUGGAAAGUCCUUUAAGUUAUUAGAUUGCGACAACUUUACUCGAACUUUUUUGACAGAAAUGGGUUUUCGAGUGAAGGCUCCAGAACCUGGUAUGAAAGAUCCAGUUCUUGCUGAUCGAGAACAGGCUGACAAACCGCAAACGUGCAAACGCAGACCGGGACAUAAAAACUUCGCAUUAAGAACAUUUUGCAGAAAUUUUCCUAAUGUUUUGCAUUUCUUUGGCAUCUAUGAACGCAGUGCUUCCCAUCUUGAAGAUAAAAGAUUUAUUUCUCUGUAUUACAGUCUAACUGAUGACACUAUCAAAAUAGUCGAUGCACAGAAAAUUCCAGAAUACAAGCAUUGUCUUCGGAAUGGAGCGUAUGAUAAUUAUGUUAUUCUUAGGCCUACGCGCGUUCCCAAGAAUAUGACUCAAAUAAAUUUUCCUGGCGACAUAUGUGAUCCAGUAGUACUGAACUUAAGUGCGAAAAAUAAAGACACGCGUUUGAGAGAAUUGCUGCUCAGUAGUCAGAAUAAGAUGGAUAAAGGCGCGUUUAUCACAGAUUCAAAUCCUCUGCUAGAAGAGAAGAAUUCAAUUCAAUACUACAGUUCUAAAGACUUAGAUUUAGGUACUGCCAUAAAUAUAUUUGGUGCCCGAGUUUAUCUGUAUGACUGCGAUGAAUUCACAAAAGAAUUUUAUCGAACUGAAUUUAACAGAGAGUUAGUGCCUGUGACGUUACCUAAAAUAGAACACCCUAAGUAUCACAAAUUGGUUUAUCCACAGCAACUCGGUUCGCAAGAGGAUAGCCUGAUUACCUGUCAUGGAGUCGAAUCCAUAAAAGGAAAAAGGGAUUUCGUUCUAAAUUAUGAACUGUCUAAAAAGGUUCCUGAAAGAGAACCUCGACUCAAACAGCAACUGAAGUUCUUUUUGAAUUGCAGAGAUGGUUGUGAUGGCAAAGAACUACGGUACUUGGCACACAUAUUAACAAAUGAAGUGUUAAAGAAAAAUCAAAUUUUAAUCAUUAAAUAUUUCCUUGAAGAUGACACUGUUGAAAUCAUUGGACCACAUAUGAAUUUCUGGAUCAUGUCUAAGGAGAACAAUAGGUAUAUGAAGCGUAUGAAACUGGUGAAACCCUCAUGUCAGCCAACAAAUUCAAAUCACUGCUACUAUUCAGCAAAAGACAUAUAUGUUGGAAACAUAAUAUGCGUUGAAAAUGAAGCAGUUUGCAUAUGUGAUGCUGAUGAAUAUACGUUUGAUUACAUGGAAAACCACUGCGAUAUAUUCGUCCAUUCAAAUAUAGCACAGGUAAAAUCAACUUUCAAAACAUUCCUUAAAGAUAAAGCCAUAAUUAUGAAAACUGCUUUCGGAAACGCGGAUGCUGGGAAAACUGGUUUUAUAAACUACGAUGAUUUUAAGACUAUUUUGUAUCAAAAUCUGCCUGAAGAUAUCCGUGAGAAGAUUCCAGAACAGCAAAUAGUGACACUUGCACGUCAUUUUGCUUAUGAAGAAGAUGUCGGAUUAAAAUUUGAGGAUCUUCUUUCCAAAAUGCAAACCGAAAUUCGCAAGAAAAGAUAUCAAGAAUUUGAGAAGUUAAAACUGCAGUUCGAAAUCUUUGAUAUGGACAACAGUGAAAAUAAAGGAUAUUUCAAGCCUUCGGUGGUGUACGACAUACUGAGAUCUAACCCUCUUCCAGUUAACAGAGAUUUGAUAAAAUGUUUUAUUUUAAAAUUUCCUACUCACAAUGGUUUGAUUGAUUAUACUAAGUUAGUAAAUUAUCUGGAUUACAUAAAAAACCCCACAAAGUUAUCAGAUAUGAUGCCAUCUGCUAUCAACAUUAACUGGAGGGGAAAUGAGAAGAUAAAAUUAAUUCAAAAGAUAUGUUAUGACAGUUUCUUAAAAAACCUCACUAAAGAAAAGUGCCCUAAGUGUGAAUGCUAAUUUUUUUAACUUAGUGAUUAAUCAACUGCAAUUUAUAUGUUAUAAAUUCUGAAUUAGAAAUACUUUGACAGUUAAAUCUACAGGGUUAUUAGUUGCUCAUAUCGAUUAAUGUUGUUAAUUAUUAAGUUUAUAAUGCUAUCUCUAGUUACUAAUUAUACUUAC
This is a messenger RNA of Stegodyphus dumicola, 2614 nucleotides long. Its product is annotated as EF-hand domain-containing family member C2-like. Gene Ontology annotation, molecular function: calcium ion binding. The record is from RefSeq and is a predicted model, not a curated record. Lineage: Eukaryota; Metazoa; Arthropoda; Arachnida; Araneae; Eresidae.